Molecule: messenger RNA, 520 nt
Organism: Aspergillus ochraceoroseus IBT 24754
Lineage: Eukaryota; Fungi; Ascomycota; Eurotiomycetes; Eurotiales; Aspergillaceae
Exons: 4
Coding region: 46-402 (118 amino acids)
Source: RefSeq, a predicted model, not a curated record
CUCUUGGUGCUGUUCUCCAGGUUGUUGUCUUGCGCUUUGUUAGCUAUGAAGCCCUUUACCUUUAUCUUGCCUCUCGGGCUCUUUUUUGCCUCUAUUGCCACGGCCGACGUACAACUUGAACUCGUGGAAGUCCGGUGGCUCGAUGGAAGGCCAUCCCGGACAGAAACGUUUGAUCUAGCCUACAGCAAUUCUUCUCUGCUGCCUAAAGAUCAACCUUGUACACAGCUGCCGUACCUGACGCGCGAGGUGACCUUGUUGACCGAUGGACUCCCCGGGCCGACAACGUGCUGGCUCUACUCCCAAUACUGCCACGAGUCGAUAGAUCGUGUUACCAGCGCGAACCCCAGUAAAAACAUGACCAACGCGGCGGUUUUUGCUGCCCGAUGCUAUCUCAAUGAGUAGGGCCGGGUAAGAGACAAUAUGCUGUGAUUCCGCUAGGGUUGGGUUGGACUUUAGCAGUUCUCGAAAUUCUCGAUAAAUAGAGCUUGAAUCCAAGUCUUGACCGGACAUUUUUGUCCCA